CCCGGUGGGAACCUUCGACGUUCGGUUGUACUCCGGGGACCAGCCAUCCGAGGCCUGAGCCCUUCCUGUCGGGUUUGGAUCACUUUUGGAGACGGGCGGAAAGUGGGUGAUGAGUCCUAGCCUGUAAAAGAAGCGAGAACUUGCUUUGCAGCCUGAGUAGUUCUUCUUUCAAUUGUUAUAGUCGCUUUAAAAAAAUCUUUAAUUCACUUAAACUUCGUCUCUGGCGCAUCGAAAGUGGGAGAAAAGUGCUUUUCUGGCUGGAACAUGGAACUACAAGGCCUACAAGAGGCGCUGAAAGUAGAAAUCCAAUGUCAUCAGAGUCCGACAUUGUGCAAAGGCCUGAAUGAGCUUCAGAACGGCCAGAAACUGGCGGUCCGAAGUUGUCCCGUGGGAACGACUAAGCCGCUGUCUCUCAUCAAGCCUCCCAGCCAGGGCAUCGCCAUCUCCGUGGUGCCGGCCAAGGCUCCCGUUUCCAUGGUGACUGCACACAUUAACGGCCAGAAGGCGGCGAGCUCGGAGCAGACGUCGCCUAUUAACCUGCAGACCGGCGGCAGGGCGGCGGUGGUGGGCGGAGUCCACCCGUUCAGUGGCAGCAGGAGAGCCGGAGAGCUGCCCCCCUCCCAGAUGUUGGGAACUCUCACUGCUGUCCCCAUCAAGGUGCCUCAGGUCAGCUCUCUGCACCGGCUGGCAGGACAAGCAGCCACCGUGCUACCUCAGGUCAGGCCAAAGACCCAGAUCCCCGACAGCCUUCCCCACAGUCCCUGCCAGGAGCUGAAGCCACUCAGCCUGCAGAAAGCCACCGCUGUCGUCAGCCCCAAGAGCCAGGGCCCCACCCUGCCCACCGCCAACAGCACCUUCAGCCCCAACCACCAGCCCAACGGCCAGAGUGACGCCUCAUCGCCCGCAGCCCCACCGCACACCCCGUCGGGGGGUUCAGACUCCGGCAGUCCCUCCCAGCACGCCUCUGCGGGGCCCGGUGUGGCCUACGCCAUCAUCGCUGCCUCCCCCGCCACCGGAAACGGGGUUUCCACUGUCAGCGAGGCGGUCAAGGUGAUAAUAAUCCAGCCACAGGCCCCCAGCAACACUGAGGGGUCCCCAGGGGCCCAGGCUGACCUCCCAUCACAGGAGGCCCCACCUGCCCUGAAAUCCCCACCCCAGAAAAAAGAGGAAGACCCUGAGAAAAUUGCCUUCAUGGUUGCCCUCGGCCUCGUCACCACAGAACACCUGGAAGAAAUCCAGACGAAGAGGCAGGAGAGGAAGAGGAGAAGCACAGCCAACCCGGCCUACAGUGGCCUGUUUGAGCCCGAGCGUAAACGCCUGGCGUCGCAGUACCUGAACAGCUCGCUCUUCCUGGCAGCACGAGACUCUGAGGAUCUCUGCUGGAAGGAGGACUUGGAGCAUGAAGACCACUGUGCCAUCUGUAAGGAGGACGGCGAGCUACAGCCAUGCCAGAACUGCCCCCGAGCCUUUCAUCCCAACUGCCUCCACCCGCAACUCAAGACGCCCCCCAGGGGCCCCUGGUACUGUCCCAAGUGCCAGAAGAAGGUUCUGAACAAGGAGAACAUGUCAUGGCCUCAGAACUUCGUUCAAUCCUAUGUUACACACAAGACAGUGAGGCAGGAGGAAAAACGACGGCUGCUGAGACGAAACAACGAGCUGAAGAAGGAGUGCGCUCACCUGGAGGAGGAGGACACAAAGCUCAACAAAAUGCUUAAACUCUGCGUGGACCAGCGGGACCGGCUGCUCGGGCAGCAGAGAGACACGCAGGCAUCGCUCGACCGCCUCAAAGCGCUCAUCAGGCUGAUCCAACACGACCAGCUCAUCCAGGUCACCAUGACGACCACCACCGCCGCCCUGCUCUCUCAGCCAUGGAUCAAACCCACCAGCACAUCUGCCGCAGCUGCUGUCCCGGGUCCCUCGGCCACGCCCCUGCAGAUGACCCAGGAUGAUGUUAACAACUAG
Messenger RNA from Melanotaenia boesemani (Boeseman's rainbowfish), 1962 nucleotides. It is a transcript of the gene phf21b, whose product is annotated as PHD finger protein 21B. The transcript has 14 exons. The coding region runs from base 265 to 1962 and encodes 565 amino acids. NCBI's taxonomy places the organism in Eukaryota, Metazoa, Chordata, Actinopteri, Atheriniformes, Melanotaeniidae. The record is from RefSeq and is a predicted model, not a curated record.